This is a messenger RNA of Callorhinchus milii (elephant shark), 1193 nucleotides long. RefSeq names its product sorting nexin-24. Gene Ontology annotation, molecular function: phosphatidylinositol phosphate binding. The transcript is spliced from 8 exons. Bases 115 to 639 code for a protein of 174 amino acids. NCBI's taxonomy places the organism in Eukaryota, Metazoa, Chordata, Chondrichthyes, Chimaeriformes, Callorhinchidae. The record is from RefSeq and is a predicted model, not a curated record.
GUCAGGCUGGUUAGUGCAGUGUUAGGCAGUGUGUGAGGGUGUGUGAGGGGCCUGGAAUGAAGUAGCUCACGUGACGGGCUGUGGUGACAGAGGCUCUCGGGGCCGCGGGGAGUGAUGCACCACACGGUGGGGGUGUCCAUCCCGUCCUUCAGAUACGAGGAGAGCGAACAGGAGAGAGGCUACACGGUAUUUAAAAUUGAGGUUCUAAUGAGUGGAAGGAAGCACUUUGUAGAGAAGAGGUACAGCGAAUUUCAUGCACUCCACAAAAAGCUGAAGAAAAGCAUUAAAACGCCUGAAAUGCCCUCAAAGCACGUGAGAAACUGGGUACCUAAAGUGUUGGAGCAGCGACGGCAGGGUCUGGAAGCCUAUCUCCAGACCAUUCUGAUGGAGAAUGAAGAACUACCGAAGAUAUAUCUAGAUUUUCUUAACAUUCGUCAUCUUCCGUCUUUACCAAAAGUGGAAAGUUGUUGCUCCAUUGACGACUAUGAAUCUCAAGAGUUCAGCAAACUAUCCCACCAGCCCGUGCUGCUUUUCCUGAGGGAUCCAUACAUCUUGUCUACAGCCAUCGAUGACUUCUCAAAUGUAGUUAUUGAAGGGGUUCUACAAGGAAUAUAUUACCCGUGUCUUCAGCCAAGGUAGAGCAAUUUCUACAAGCAAAAGACACUUCAAGAGCCCUGAACCAACAGACUAAUCAGUAACAAAUAUUAGAGUUGCACAUUUUUUAAGAAACUGUUCCAAUUGACUUUCUCAAUGGAAUAUGCAUUAUUUGAAACUUAAUAUGCUAAUUGUUUUUAACUUUUACAUAGUUCAGAACACAUUAAGUUCAAUAAAUGUGGGUACGUCAGUGUUAAUCAUUAUUAAUUUGAACAUAAAAUUUAAAUCAUGUUCUGUAAAUUGUAAAGUCAAGACCAUUGCUUCAUUGUUGAAUGAAGAGUCUUUCGAUUUUGUCUCAAUUUUUCUGUUGAAAAAAGUUAGUUAUUGCAACGUCAUAAAUCAAGAUUUCUGCUAGAAAUAUUUGUUGCACUUAAUUAUGUGGAAAUUAAACAAUAUUUAUCUGUAGGCAAUGAAUCAUGCAGAAGCCCAUUAUAGUCAUGUUUGAAAUCUUGUUAACAGUAUUGAAUAAGUAAAGCACAUCAUCUGGUUUAAAAAUAUAUGUUGUAAUCACUGCAUUUAAUAACAUUUGAAACAUUCAA